AUGGAGCACUGGAGCCGAGUCAAGAUUGCCAAAUGCCAGAUGCUGGUCACAGGCUUCUUUGUCUUGCUGCUAGGCCUCUCGGUGGCCACCAUGGUGACUUUCAUUCACUUCGGGGACCAUUUUGCUGUCAUUGGCCAUGUGUCCUUGGAAAGGAACCAGUAUGAAGCCAUGCGCCGUUGGGCCUUCUACGUAGGGAUCAGCCUGGCAGGCUUGCUGAGCCUGGGUGCUGCGCUGAGCGCCACAGCCACUGUGAGAGAAGCCCAGGGCCUCAUGGCUGGGGGCUUCCUGUGUUUUGCCCUGGCCUUCUGUGUCCUGGUACAGGUGGCCUUCUGGAGAUUCCGCAACCCCACCCAGGUGGAAGAUGCUGUGUUGGACACCUACGACCUGGUGUACGACCAGGCGGUGAGGAAUCCAUUGAGAUCCUGGCAGUGGGACCUGACAGCCAUCCAGGACACGUUUCUGUGCUGUGGGAAGAAAUCUCCUCUUGGACUUCUUGGGAGCCUAGAGGCCAACCUGUGUCAGGGGGAGGAGGCCAUGAGAGAGGACUGCCUGCAGAGCAUCGGGACUUUUCUGAGGACACAGGGAAGCAUUGCCUCCACCCUGACCAGCGCGGGCUUGGCCCUCACGGUGUAUUCCAUGAUGCUUAGCGCCUUCCUCUGGUUUGCCAUCCUCUCUCGCUGCGGUUUGGACAGAAAAGGCAGAUAUGCCUUGACUCCAAGAACCAGGGACUGUCAGCCCCAGGAGCCCAGCCUCUUCAGACGUACCCACUGUGAGUCCGCACCUCACGGACCUCAGUGUCCCUGUGAAGCAGAGACUUUCGCUGACCAUUCAGCUGGGUGCUUGGAUGACUCUCAGUGGCUCUAGCGCUGGCUCUGUGCUCCACUCCUGGGCAGCUGGCCACCGGCCCACAGAGAUGAAGACACCGUCCCCAAGUCUUCAUGCAGUUCUCAUGGGAGGAGACAAAGUUUGUGGUGGGGCAGGGAAAGGAGAGAAGACUCUACCAGACUCCACUCUGACGUUGUUGCGGUCAGACGUAUGAAAGGAAGAACUUCAGGGAGGAGAGGUGCAUUGUGGCUCACAGUUUCAGAGGAAUUUCAGUCCAUCUUGGUGAGAAGUGGGCAGAGGUGUCUGGCAGAAGGAAUGUUCACAAGGUGCGAGUUAGGUUUGGGACAAACCAGUUUCCUCCAGGCCUGACAUGACCAUCUGCCAAGAUGGAACCGAGAUGACUUUGGCUCUGUAAUCGUGGCAACAAAAUGAUCGGACCAAUGCAGUAAUGGCUGUAUGUCUUUGAUAAUGGUCACGGAGCUGUAGAAGGAGGGGUAGGAGGGUCCCAGGACCCUCACCUGGGAGUCCAGCCAUUGCUCCCUCCUGUCCCACAACUGCAGUGUGGUCUUGGGAGAUGCUGGCGUAUACAGAAAGUGGAAGGCGAACUGAAAGUGACACUGAGCGAUACAGUUGUCCUGAGGUUGUCACUCAUGAGUGAGCGAGACUGUGCAGUGAUGCAGCUGUCUGAGCUCCCCACACUCCUGUAAGUAACCUCUCAGCCAUGCUCUGUAUGUAACCCCAAUAAAUUCAUCGGUUCACCAGUGAA
Jaculus jaculus (lesser Egyptian jerboa) is the source of this 1591-nucleotide messenger RNA. RefSeq names its product tetraspanin 32 (gene Tspan32). Bases 1 to 864 code for a protein of 287 amino acids. Gene Ontology annotation, cellular component: membrane. NCBI's taxonomy places the organism in Eukaryota, Metazoa, Chordata, Mammalia, Rodentia, Dipodidae. The transcript is spliced from 9 exons. The record is from RefSeq and is a predicted model, not a curated record.